Molecule: messenger RNA, 1014 nt
Organism: Mya arenaria
Lineage: Eukaryota; Metazoa; Mollusca; Bivalvia; Myida; Myidae
Exons: 1
Coding region: 1-1014 (337 amino acids)
Biological process (GO): DNA integration
Molecular function (GO): nucleic acid binding
Source: RefSeq, a predicted model, not a curated record
AUGGUAAGCAACUGCUCAAUGUGUGCAGAACAACAGAAUCAGCAACCAGCAGAGCCACUGAAGCCGACACUGACGCCAGAUCUGCCAUACGACAUGGUCGGUUGUGACGUUUUUCAGUUUCGGUCAGAGAAAUACUUGGUAAUUGUUAUUGUUGACUACUAUUCUAAGUAUAUUGACACUGAAAAGCUAGAAUCGGAGACAACUUCAGAUAUAACCAGUGCACUCAUGAAAGUGUUCAGCUCACACGGUAUUCCGAACACUCUCAUAUCUGACAACGGACCGCAAUUUAGUUCGUCAGAGUUCAAGACUUUCUGUGAGGAGCAUGGAAUCAUUCAUCUAACUUCCAGCCCACACUUUCAAAGCUCGAACGGGGAAGCGGAAAGAGCUGUACAGACUGUGAAACGCAUGUGGAGCAAGUCUCUGAACAAAAACUUGGCUCUGCUGGACUACAGGACAACCCCUCUGGAUGGAGUGAAUCUAUCACCAGCACAGGUUCUUAUGGGAAGGAGGCCCAGAAACUUGUUACCUGCCUCCAAAGCAGUGCUUAAGCCAAGCUCAGUUGAUCCUAAUACAGAUAAAACGCAUUUAGAUCACCAAAAACAACGCCAAAAGCUGUAUUACGACCAGCGCAGAGGGGCAAAAGAACUCGUGCUUCUCCAAAAUGGACAAAAUGUGAGAAUAAGUCCAAAUCCAAACUCACAAAACCCAGGAAAGUGGACACCAGGUAUUGUCGUAGAAAAACACGACAAGCCCAGAUCUUUCGUAGUGCAGAGUGGAAACCGCCUGUACCGACGUAACCGAAAACACCUACGACUAGCUACUGAAGGUGCAAACAACACGGCACAGUGGUCCGGACCAGACGACACACCAACGCAGACAACUGCGGAAACGCCAUCUUCUGCUCCGAACAGCCCAGCGCCAAAUCCCAAAGUGCCAGACGAACCAACGUGUACUAGUGAAUACCGUACCCGCUCUGGCAGAUCAGUGAACAAACCUCAAAAGCUUGAUUUAUAG